AUGUCUGCUACAGCACACACGGGCGAGAGUAUACGAAGCGAAGCCAUAGCACGACGAAAAGUAUAUAAAAACGUAAUCGAUUCCCCCUUUGCAUUGAAAUGGCCUGCUGUGUCCAGCGAUCUCAACGAAUCGAUCCUCGACAACUUGAUAAAAGUGCUCGAACCUAUUGGCCAACAUCGACGAGUUGUUGCUGAAUCCAAACGCAAAAAGCAAAAGGGUGAUGAUGCCACUACGACAACGCCAGCCUAUCCAGAUAUUCAUCAACGUGUAUGCAUUGGCAUCAAUGAUGUGACCAAGCUACUCGAGAACGCUAUCCAAUCCAAGACCAAGAGACCAAACACAGCCAUCUUUGUAUGCAAACGUGAUAUGAAACCACCUCAUCUAUGCUCGCACUUGUUGACAAUGGCUCCCUUGACAAGCACCAAGAUUGUUAGCUUACCUCAGGGCGCAGAGAUCAAACUUGCAAAGGCGCUUGGAUUACAACGUGCUUCAUGCAUUGCUGUGGAUAUUGUGGAGGGAAAAGAAGAGCGAUUGCGACUGGAUAUGGAUGAAGUGCCUAUAGUGGAUGCGCCUUGGAUUACGGGUGAUGGAGGGUAUCAGCCAACCAAUAUCAAGGUUUUGGAAACGUCUGCACCUAUCAAACCAAAGAAACGACCUGCACCACCCUUAUCGAAUGAUAGCCAGCAACAGCAACCAUUAGGAAAGAAAGCCAAGCGAUAG
Molecule: messenger RNA, 720 nt
Organism: Lichtheimia ornata
Lineage: Eukaryota; Fungi; Mucoromycota; Mucoromycetes; Mucorales; Lichtheimiaceae
Exons: 4
Coding region: 1-720 (239 amino acids)
Biological process (GO): rRNA processing; intronic box C/D snoRNA processing; tRNA processing
Cellular component (GO): cytosol; nucleolar ribonuclease P complex; ribonuclease MRP complex
Molecular function (GO): ribonuclease MRP activity
Source: RefSeq, a predicted model, not a curated record